CGUGUCAGCUGCCUGGGCUGCCUUAAACCCACCAGGCAGCCCAGCCCUGCGGGGGCUUCCUCCCCAGCUGAGCAGCCAUGGCCAGACCCCAGCAGGGCCCCCGGCUGCUGCUGGCCAUCGUAGGGGCCCUGGUGGCCCUCAGCUACCAAACAAAGAAGAAGAGCUUCAUCCACGUCCAGGAGCUGCCCGUGUCAGAUCCUUUCGUGGUCACCACCCUGGAUUUUGUGAGUAAGGAGUUCAACAAGAAGAGUGAGGACAAGUACAAUUUCCGGAUCGUGCGUGUCCUUAAGGCCGUGCAAGUGCUGACCAACCACUUAGAGUACCGCCUGAACCUGGAGAUGCAGAGGACCGUCUGCCCCAAGGCAGAGAGGAACAACUGCACCUUCCAGGAAGGGGAGCUGUACAAGAAGAAUGAACAGGAGCAUGAAGCCAUGACCCCCUGA
Molecule: messenger RNA, 443 nt
Organism: Sus scrofa (pig)
Lineage: Eukaryota; Metazoa; Chordata; Mammalia; Artiodactyla; Suidae
Source: RefSeq, a predicted model, not a curated record